AUGCGGCUGUCCGACUCGACAUUCGUCUUCUUCUCCUCGGACAACGGCUUCCACCUCGGCGAGCACCGCAUGCUCUUCGGAAAGACAAAGCCCUACGCCACCGACGUCAGGCUGCCAAUGUACGUCGCCGGCCCGGGUCUCCCGCGCGGCGAGACGCGGCCGCUACCCACCACACACCUCGACAUCACCGCCACCAUCGCCGAGCUGGGAGGCGCAGCCAAGCACGCGCCGCACCCUCUCGACGGCCUCUCGUUCAAAGCCGCGCUCGGCAGCACGCCACCGGCGCUGUCUGAGUGGCGUGACUUCUCCUUCUCGGAGUUCUAUGUCAACGAUAAUACGUGGAGGAACAUCCGCCUGAUCGACCACGCGACGGGCCAGCCAGCGUGGGCCUUCCACUGGUGGUGUAGCAACCAGUCCGAGGUUUACCGCGAGGCCGACGACCCGUUCCAGAUGGCCAACGUCGGAGGCGACGAUCCGACGCCCUUUGGCCGCUCCAUCGUCCGCCGCUACCUGCCCGCGACGGAGAUGCGGCUGUCCGACUCGACAUUCGUCUUCUUCUCCUCGGACAACGGCUUCCACCUCGGCGAGCACCGCAUGCUCUUCGGAAAGACAAAGCCCUACGCCACCGACGUCAGGCUGCCAAUGUACGUCGCCGGCCCGGGUCUCCCGCGCGGCGAGACGCGGCCGCUACCCACCACACACCUCGACAUCACCGCCACCAUCGCCGAGCUGGGAGGCGCAGCCAAGCACGCGCCGCACCCUCUCGACGGCCUCUCGUUCAAAGCCGCGCUCGGCAGCACGCCACCGGCGCUGUCUGAGUGGCGUGACUUCUCCUUCUCGGAGUUCUAUGUCAACGAUAAUACGUGGAGGAACAUCCGCCUGAUCGACCACGCGACGGGCCAGCCAGCGUGGGCCUUCCACUGGUGGUGUAGCAACCAGUCCGAG
Emiliania huxleyi CCMP1516 is the source of this 945-nucleotide messenger RNA. RefSeq lists its product as hypothetical. The record is from RefSeq and is a predicted model, not a curated record. The annotation marks the transcript as partial. Gene Ontology annotation, molecular function: N-acetylglucosamine-6-sulfatase activity; glycosaminoglycan binding. NCBI's taxonomy places the organism in Eukaryota, Haptophyta, Isochrysidales, Noelaerhabdaceae. The transcript has 2 exons.